GGCCGGGUCGCAGCCAGUCACGCAGCAGAGCGCGUAACCGCCGCCUCGGGCCAUUUCUCACACAAACUCCCACUACGUUACAUGUAUCCUGUCACGGUCAGCCACGUCGCGGAGGGCAGUGCGACCGAGCGAAGCGAGCGCCCACGUCCCCGCGCACUCUGGACUGGCGGUUUUUGUUCUGUAGCUAGCGGCUAGCGCUUGUGCCACAACCAGUUUAAAGCCCCGCGAGAGGGCGCGCAUUACCCCUCCUGGACGAAUGAGAUAGACCAACCCCCCACUCCCGCGCGCUCAUCCAUCCAUCCAUCCAUCCAUCCAUACACGCAGCGCACGAACAAGACAGAGUCACGGGCACGAAGUCACUCAUGGACGGCGGCGGCUCAGGCGCCGGGCGCAAGAAGCUGAAGCACAGGCUCGCUGCCAUCCUCUCGGUCUUCACCAGGCGGGCAGGUGACAGGAAGCGCCGCGGCGAGGAGGGGGCGGCGGCGCCGCCGCCGCCGCCGCCGCCGCUGGCAUUCCCCUCUUACUCCCGCCUCGGCGGCGCGGGCGGCAAGAAGGCGGCCGCGGGGAAGCACGAGCGCCGGCUCUCCCUGUCGGUGCCGCGCCCGCCGCCGCUGGUCAAUAUCACCAUCGACUGCGCCGGCCGCCGCUCCGUCGACGCGGCGGACCCGUCCCUCCUCGCGCCGCUCGACCUCGACGCCAGGAAGAUGGAGAGGCGGCUCACGGGGACGGGGCUGCCGUACGAGACCGGCGAGUGGGAGGGCCGCAAGUGCCCGCCCUCCACGCCUUUCGCCGCGGCUCCACCGCUGGCGCGAUGGAAGGAGCGGGCCAGCGUCUCGUCGCGGAGGCUCUCGACGCACUCGUCGCGCAGGCUGAUGAGCAGCUCGUCCUCCGACGACGAGUACGACGAGGACUCGAGGAACCUCUUCUCCUCCAGGAGCUUUUCCUCCGACUCGUCGGACUUCUACAACUGCCCGCGCAAGAACACCAGGGCGCGCGCCUCAGUGUCCGGCCCGUGCCGCGCGCCGCCGCCAUCCUCGCGCCGCGGCACGUCGCAGAGCUGCCGGUACAGCUUCGAGCUUCCGCGCGGCUCGACGGCUUCGGCGGCAACCGACGGCGGGUUCGCGGUGGUGAAGCGGUCGUCCGACCCCUACGAGGACUUCCGCAAAUCAAUGGAGGAGAUGAUCGCCGAGGGGGCGGCGUGCGGCGGCGGCGACGGCGACGGGGAGCUCAGCGCGGAGCGGCUGCUGGAGACCUACCUCGUGCUCAACUCGCCGCGGCAUUACCCCGCGAUCCUCGCGGCGUUCGCCGACGUGCGGGAGACGCUUUUCCCCUGAAUCCGUCGACCGAUCGGCCUGCACCGCCGCACCGGCGUGGCGGUGUGAUGUUCAUAGGACUAACUUCCAUGUCAAUGUCAGUAAGAUUAGUAGCACAAGAGUUGAGCGGUUGAGCCUGUGACUUCCUGUGUGUACUUUCAUGAAUGCAUCGUUUGUGUCAUUUCACCGCUGAUUCUCCUUUACCUGCUAACUUCUGCCUAAUUCAGACUCCGUAUGUAAAAAAAAAACAGACUCCGUCGUCUCUCUGUGUAAUGGUACUCUUCCUUGGUUCCUGAUAAUCACGUUUGAGCUUGUAUAGUACUUCUGUGCUAAUUACAAUGAAUGGCAGAGUUUGUUUCAUUGAAUUA
Messenger RNA from Oryza sativa Japonica Group (Japanese rice), 1681 nucleotides. RefSeq names its product transcription repressor OFP1. Gene Ontology annotation, biological process: negative regulation of DNA-templated transcription. The record is from RefSeq and is a predicted model, not a curated record. Lineage: Eukaryota; Viridiplantae; Streptophyta; Magnoliopsida; Poales; Poaceae.